This is a messenger RNA of Cladocopium goreaui, 618 nucleotides long. The record is from the annotation of a GenBank genome assembly. NCBI's taxonomy places the organism in Eukaryota, Dinophyceae, Suessiales, Symbiodiniaceae.
AUGAUGAGACAGAUUGCCGCUAACGAGAAAGCCGUGAAGAACAUGGCGAAGCGUCAGGAGGCUUUCGAACAGGAGUUUGUCCAGAAUCGGACGGAGUGGCAAGAGUACGUGAAGAAACAGGAUGUGGCAGUUGUUGAAAUGAAAGCCGACUUCAAAAAGCAGUGCAACCAUUUGGUGGCCCACAAUUCAGAAAUCAUGAAGGAUAUUCGCAGAGACUACGCCAAAGAGAUUGCCUACAUCCAAGAAACCCGACUGGGGAUUGCGAAGACCUUGGAAGAACUGGGGCGAACCCUAGAAGACAUGGAAGACAAAUUGGCGAUUGAGAGGCGACGCAUUGAUGUCAUCCAUAGUGAGAUUUGCAAGGAAAUUGAAGACCUCCAUCGGUGGCGCAAUACAGACCGGGCUUUCAUGGAGGCGGAUGUUCAUCAGUUCCGGACGGACCUGAAUAAAGAAAAAGAGGGACAAACGCACCUACGCUGGGCACUCAGAGCUUGUCCAAGCGUUGCCUGUAACCAAUGGGCGGCUAGGGGAGAAGUUUGCCGUACUAGUAGCUGUGUGCUUUCCCAAAGGAAGAUAGGACAGGCAGUCAGGGAACCCAAAGCUGGCGCCCAACCGUGA